AGUGGAUAAAACCCGGAGAGCACGUAGGAACUGCAGACUUGCGCGUCCGUUCCCUCUUGGGAGGAAACGCACUGCCAGUGACAGCGACCUUCAUCGUGUCAUCCGUGAACUCGAGUACAUUCCCGACGACUGCCGUGAGGCAGCUCCAUCACGUGACCCUUUCCAAGAGGUAGGCGUCCACCAGGCGGCGCCGUGGCGACUAGCGGCGGGAGACGUGUUUCCGUCGUUGCGCGUGGCGUCCGUUGCCACUGACAGCUUGCGCACAGCAAGCACAGAUACGAGCGGCAGCUGCGCAACGGUCUGCAGUCAGUCGUACGGCGGCACGGCGGUGUCCACGGGUGCCACCAGGGGGCAGCAGCAGUGGCUUCAGGUCAACGGGCGUGUUUCGCCCGAAGCGAGGCAGGCCGUUCGCGACUCGAAGUCGGUUGCUGAGCUCAGCCAGACUUUCCGUGGCCUCGGCAUCUCGUCGCAUGAGCCUGUCAAGGAGCCCACUGCGGUACCAGUAUCAUCACUGCUGUCUGUGUACAGGUACAAGGACCUGGAACUGACCAGACAGGCAUGCAAGACAGGGUUCAUAUGCAGGCGACCCACUGUUGAUUAUUCACCAGUCAAACUAUCACUUGAGCCACCAGUGUUGUCCACGGUGUGUGAUACACCUGUGCUGGUAAACAAUUCCCCUAGUAGCAGUUAUUCACCCGUGAAGGUGACCGCCGUGAGUGUAACCACGGUAACAGGGAAGACGUGCAGGAUCCACACGAAGACGAUAAUUAGUGAGACAGAAGCCAAGCAAGGAACUCCACAGUGGCUGCAGGCCUACACUAUCACAAGGAUGUCAUCCAACAUUGAGAGUGAUGUUCACGUCACACCCAUUGUCAGCAGACAGUCUGGUGUGCAGGACUCACUGACAGCAUUAACUGAAACGACAGAAGCACUUGCACUGCAGGAGUCUGUGAUAGGCGGUGCCACUGUGAAGCCAGCGCCCCCUGAUGUUGUAGCUGCAGUGAUUGCAGAAUCACAGAGAAAAUAUCGGCUUAAGAUGGCAUCUGACCAAGGUCAUGGAUCCAGGACGUUUGAAGGAGGAGAUGAUGCAAGUUUGCCUGUAGGGACAGAGCUAUUUGAACUGAUGGAGUCGGCCGAGGGGGGCAGUCCUUCAGGGGAAUCCAAGAAGAGGAAGGCCAAGAAAGGCAACAAGAAGGAUCAGAAGCGGAAGUGGCUGGAGCGAGCUAAAGAACUUGAUAAGGAGAUUGACAACACAUCAACAGUCAGUGUUUCCUCACAGGCGAUGGACACAAGUGGAGAUGCUAGUAUGUCGACCAGUCUAUUGGUGAGUCAGGUGAAGCAUGCCUCCGACGCAUGCGACAAUGACGACGACGCGACGCUAGAGGGCGCCUUGACCGAGGAGGAGCUCUCCAGCUUGCAGGACCUCACGGCGGACAUCCCGCAUGGGGGAUACGUGCCGCCGACGGAACGGCCGACACGCAGUGGCUCGCCGCCGACGGAACGGCCGACACGCAGUGGCUCGCCGCCGACUAGGGAUGACUCGUCCAGCUGCGCCGCGCCGUUCCACUUUGCGACGUCCACCCCCGCGCGUGAUUGCGACACGACCACCUCCAGCGUCUACUUCACGCCCGCGUCGGCGGGAGCAGCGACAUCUGGUGGCGGCAGCGACUACUACGAGCUGCUGCGCGAGAAAUCGCACCUCGAGGGUCGGCUCGAGGCCGUCAUGGCAGACGGGCGCGCGUCGCUGCGCGAGAAGUCUGAGCUGAAGGCGGAGCUGGCGCGUUCGCGCUCGCGACUGCGCAGCCAGGCCGACGCGUCGCAUGUCGCCGCCGGCGAGCGCGACGCAUCCGUCGCCGACCUCGCGAGCCUGCGAGGUCACCGUGAGCAGCUCGAGCGCUCGCUCGUUGCCCUGCAGGGGGCGCUGGAGGAGAAGGCCGCCGAGAUGGGACUUGCGCAGGUGGCACUGUCGGGUAUGCGCGAGACGAACGAGGGACUGCAGGCACGCAUCGACGAACUGAAGACGGAGCUACAGGCCAAAGAAGGAGUUGUGAAAGACCUGAAGGAUAAAAUAGUGGAGCUGCAUGUGGAACUGCAAACUACUGUGCAGGAGAAAAUGCAGGCGGAUAACAGCAGCCGUUCGUUGAAGAAUGAGAUGGCUGCAACGCUGAGUGCAAAGGACUGGUAUCAGGAGCAGCUGAAGUUUGCCCAGGAGGUGCGCAGCAAGAUUCAGAAGGAGCUCGCGCAGCUGCAGACCAGUGCCGUCGUUCAGGGGAGCCUGGUAGAGAAGCUGCGCUCGGAGAAUGCUCAGGUCAGACAGCAGCUGCUGGAGAGCCAGCAGCGGGCAAUGCAGGACAAGGAGUCUCUCGCACGCAACCUGGAGACAAUACAGGCUGACAUCAUGGAACGUGAGGCAGCUUUCGAGCAGGUGGAGCGCGAGAAGAACAUGACGCAGGAGAGCAUCAGGACGAAGCUGCAUGCCACCGAAGAGGAGCGGAGCAAGAUGUUCACGCUGACAAUCAAGUCCACUGAGCUUGAACAUCAGCUGGAACUCGCAACCAACGAGCUGAAGGUGCGGGAAGCCGCACUGGCCACGUUCGAGGACCAGCAGAAGGAACUGCUGUCUAGACUGGCGCUGUCACAGGAAGCGAUUGCCACCAAAGACCUGGAGCAUGACGAGGUCACGCAGCAGUACAUGGAGCUGCAGUCUAAACUGGCAGCCCUGCAGAAGGACAUGGAUGCGCGUGAUGCAGACAUACACAGGCUGAAGGAGAGCAAGGCUGCUGUCGAGGUUCAGCUGUCAUCUGCUCAAGACGAGAAGAAAGUGUUUGACCUUGCCUUGCAGAAAUUGAAGGGCGACAUGAAUAGGGUGGAACACAGCUAUAGACUAAUGAGACAGGAGCUUAAUGUGAAAAGCACACGGCUGGAGGAGGUACAGCGUGACAAAGAUAGGCUAGAGAUGGAACUUGCUGCAGCCCAGGAGCAAGUCCAGACUCGCAUGGAUGUUACUGCACACCAGGUGGCAGCAUCAGCAAUGGACGAUCUCAGAACACAGAGGUUGGGCUACGAAGAAGAGCUGAUGAAGCUAAGGCAGGCGAAGCAGUCAAUGAUGAGCACGUGCCAAGGGCUGGACAAGGAGAAAGAUGGCUUGCAGCAGGCUCUCCUGACGACGCACAAGAGGUUCAGUGAUCUCGAGAUGCAUCUACAGGAUGCGCUUGGCCAGAGGGCAGCACUAGAGCAACAGGUGAGCGAGAUGACGGCUGUGCACACACUGGGUGCAGACAAGCAGCAGAAGCAGUCUCACAAGGAGCUCUCCAAACAGAAAGCGAAGGUCGUGCGGCUGAUGAAGGAGCUGGAGGAGGUCAGAGACGAACUAGAAAGGAAGCAGGACGAGUACAACUCCAAGGUGAAUGUUCUUACACAGCAGCUACAGACUGCCAGUGCAGUGAGAAGCAAAGCCGAGGAUGAACUGAGGCACCUGAAUCAAGCAGAGACUACAGCGGUACCCCCUGACAGUGCUGCGGACCUUACAGGUCGCGACGCCGAACUCUUGGCCGUUGAAUCCGCGGAUGUUGACGACGCAGCCGCAGACGCGUGCAGAGAUGUUGUCGUGAGUGAAGGUGACGGGGUGUUGCCAGAGGCAGACCAGGGCGCCGACGAUGCCGGGAGGCGGGCGAGCGCGACAGAGCAGGCGGGCGGCGCUAGCAUGCAGCUGAUGCUCGCUCUGCAGCAACUUGAGAAUACCAGGGAAGAGAAGGAAGAUUUGGAGGAGCAGCUAGAGGAAGUCAGCAACCUGUUCAAAUCGUCGGUGGAAGAGUACCAGCAGCACAUUGCUGGCCUCCAAGUGGCGCUGGAGCAGGCGAGAGCAGACGCCAGUGAGCAUCAGACUGAGGAGCUUGCCCGGUGCCUACAGUUGGAGCUGGAGAAAGAGAAGGGCAGACUUGCUG
This is a messenger RNA of Priapulus caudatus, 3944 nucleotides long. RefSeq names its product golgin subfamily A member 3-like. NCBI's taxonomy places the organism in Eukaryota, Metazoa, Priapulida, Priapulimorpha, Priapulimorphida, Priapulidae. The record is from RefSeq and is a predicted model, not a curated record.